UCGCGAUCAGCCCCUGAUUCCAACGUAUCUCUGUUUGCACUGAACUGUUGUUGGCCAUCUGCACCUUUCUCGACACCCUAUCACGCUAGUCUACAGUGCGUUGCAAGAUCCAUCGUGCGCCAACUGUGUAGAGAUUAUUCCACAACUGGAAUCAUUUUUCCUUUGACUUUGAAAUGUCGUAGGCCUUGAGAAGUAGUAUUCGACACGACUGUACAUAUGUAUACCACAUAAGACAAAUGAAGCAUGCGAUGUACGAUUGCGAAAAUGAGGCGGCUUUCACUCAGGCCGUUCAGUGGUCCCCUUAAAUAUGCCUGAUCUUCGACUGAUCGACACGGGUCGAUCUAGACAGCGCUAGACUAGCUACAGUGUGAAACUCCAGGAUUCCAUGGACACUGACGCGGCAAUAGGAAAACUAGCCGGUCGAGGCGUUUGCUAGCCAAAUUCUCUCCCGUCCACGGGAGUGAUUGCAACUUUGCUAUUGUAGUAUAAAGCGAAAGCUUCUUGUCCCACACAGCUGGUUUGCACGGUUUGGUCAGGGGGCCACAUUAUCCGUCACCAAUUCUGGGUGCGACUGCCAGAGCCAUGAAGCCAUUGACAUCUAUUAUAGUACAGAUAGCGUUACUUGUUCUAGCUCUUAUUGUCACUCUUUUGAGAUGUUGGAUUCGCCUUUGGAAUGAGCGCCGUGCUCUGACAAUACCUGAUUACUUGUUAUGGGGCGGCUGGAUCUGUACUAUGGGAUGGGUGAUUUGCUCUGCCAUUGCUCUACACAUACAGAUCGAUAAUCCCCUGAUUGGAGACGACUUGCUGAGCGAUUCUAUUGCAUACUUGAAGACUGUUUUCAUAUCGUGCUACUUUUUUGAUUUCGCACUCUACUUCCCCAAGGCCUCCCUUAUCUCAUUCUAUUGGUGGUUGAUUCCUCAUGGCUUCAGGCGGCUUAGGAUAGCCGUUUACGUUGGCACCGCAUUCGUGGCCUGUGCCUUUGUGGCGACCAUUUUGACGGAUACCUUGAUCGCACCUGAUAUCUCCGAUAAUUGGUCUAUUGAGAACCAAUUGAAUUCUACUUGGAACUCAUGGAAUGUUCUGAUCAUUGACUGGGUAUUGAACUUCUCCACCGAUCUUCUACUUUUCUGCCUCCCGUUUUUCAUCAUCAAUUGCCUCAAGCUCCGCCGGCGUCAGAAAUAUGGUCUAGUAGGCGUUUUCUCUCUCGGCAUUAUCACCAUGGCGAUAAGUCUCGCGCGAUUCAUCGUGUAUGCCGCCACGAACUAUUACGUCGAUGAUGCAUCCGGCAAUGCUUGGUGUACAGCCGAACUGUGCACAGCAGUCAUCGUCGUCUCGCUUCCGACCCUCAAAUCCCUUAUCCUCCGAUCGUCGGAUCCGAAAAGCUCAGCAGAUCGCAGUACAGAGGGAUAUCUACGAACUGAUGGCAGCAGAACAGCGGGAAACAAAAUUGGAGUGAAGUCAGGGCUUGACAAAGGUCAUAAAUUAGACGACGAAUUAGAGCUGAUGUACAUGGCCAAGACGCCGUCAGGUCGCCCUUCGACCGCAACAACAAAAGGAUCCAUGUUGUAA
Messenger RNA from Periconia digitata, 1569 nucleotides. NCBI's taxonomy places the organism in Eukaryota, Fungi, Ascomycota, Dothideomycetes, Pleosporales, Periconiaceae. The record is from the annotation of a GenBank genome assembly.